AUAGAAAAUGGCGAGUCUGUGCAGAAGGCAGCAAUGUACGAUCGAGAGGCGCGGCUUUCGGCAGGAACUUGACUCGUGGCGGCAUAAACUCAUUCACUGUGUAGGGUUUGAAAGCAUUUUGGAGGGGCUGUUUGGACCAGGACUCGUAAAAGAUCUUACCCUCUUUCAAGAUUGUGAGCCGGAGGGUGUGUCAGAUUGGUCGUUUAAUGAAAAUUGUCUCUUUUGCUGCUUAAGACGUGAAAAAGUGAAGGAAAAUUUGGUUGGUUUGAACAACCAAGUGCUAUCAGAAGCGGACAGCUUCAAACAAGAGCAGUCCAACAUUAACAAACUUGAGAAGCAAGCAGAGGAUUUCCUCAAUGUUGUCUUCUACAGAAAGGCAGACCUCCCGAGAUUUACAGACCCCCACAUUCCUCUAGUGGCUCGUGAGAUCAUGCAGCGAAUGAUCCGACAGUUCGCUGCCGAAUAUACCUCAAAAACCAGCUCAACUCAGGACGUACCCCAACCCCAGUCCCAGCCCAACGGCACCAAGGACCAAAGCCUGCCGAAAGCGCCCUCGCUGGAGCCGGACGCCUCCACACCCGCUCCCGUCUGUGGCGGCACCGGUACCGGCACCGCUGCCUCCGCACAGAAUCCCGUCCUCAGCAAGCUUCUCAUGGCAGACCAGGACUCCCCGCUGGACCUCACCAUCAAGAAACCAGAGACAGAACCCAGCGAACAAGAUGGAGUCCUUGACCUCUCAACUAAGAAGAACCACAGUCAUGGUAGUGUCUCGCUGAAAAGCUCUCAUGGUUUCUCAAUCAUGCCCACAGUUAAGGGGCGUUCCCAGAGAGCUGAUCACAACUAUCGAGAUGUUGAUGAUGAGGAUGGCUUGCCACCGAGAAGCUUGCAUGAUGGGAUAAGGGAGAACUGUAUUGGUUCUGGACCCCUCAAGCCACCCUUGGCCCGCUCGCUCCUCAUAAAAGAGGAACUCCUGAGCCAGAAACAUCGCCUCCUCGGCCAACCUCUUUCCUUGGCCAGCCUCGAGUCCGCGGGUCUCCUCAACAGCCAAGCCCAGUCCCUCCUCUCCCGCGACGGGACAUGGGGGAAAUCCCAUCUAGACGGCCUCCUGAAGCUGAAGCAAGUCAGCGGCGACCUAAACGACCUGUCUCUUUUCCAGGAGAACCAAGGCGUGUUCACCAAGGGCGCAAAGUCCCACGACACCAGUUCCAUCACGGUAAAGAAAGAACCAGGACAUUCCCCUCCAGUGGACUUGAAGAUCCCCCAAGUCAGAGGCAUGGACCUGUCUUGGGACUCCCACGGGAACGCCUCGGAUCUCUACAGUUACGGCUCUAUAGCUUUGGGCAACGUGCACUCGGAGAAUGCGCUCAACAGGAAGCUGAGGGCUAUCUUGCCAAAGCAGAGUCGCAGGGCCGCUCUCGGAGGCCUUCUCGAUGGGGGAGCUGUGGGCGAGUACUGGGGCACAGACCUCGAACAGCCAACUUUGGGACCUCAGUACCCGACAUCAGAUCCGGAGGCAGACCCAACCGGCUCCAAGCAACCCCGAAAGAAGAGGGGACGAUAUCGGCAGUACAACAGUGAGAUUCUAGAAGAAGCCAUUGCUGUGGUGAUGAGUGGGAAGAUGAGCGUUUCGAAGGCGCAGAACAUCUACGGAAUUCCCCACAGUACCUUGGAGUACAAGGUGAAGGAGAGGAUGGGCACCCUGAAGAACCCACCAAAGAAAAAGCUUAAACUGAUGAUGAGGGCCGAGGGGCAGGACUCCGGGAUCACCGCCGAAACCGAAUCCACGUCGACGCCCGCCACCACGCCCAUCGCAAUGCAAGUGGAUGUCUUGCAGGGGACAGGAGACAAAGUCGAGUAGAUUACACAGAACACCUCAUGAAGCGGAAAACGUUUUAGAUUCUGACAGACACACAAAAAAACACAAAAAAAAAACUAAAAUGAUUUGGAAUUGAGGAUGGGGCUUUAAUUGUGCCAAUUUACUUGCAGUAUCUGGGUGAGCACAACUGCAGGGAUUCAUGGGAGGAUUUAAGCCUGAUAACUGGGGAUAAGAAACAAAUUGGCGGUUAUCACAGUGGUCGCAUUGACACUGCAAGCAUUUGCUGAUGUUUUUUACAACAAAAAGCAACAAAUGCGUACUAAAGCCAUAAGAGAGUAUCGACAGAGAGACAUUUUAUUAAAAAAGAAACGCAAGCAGAUUAACCCUCUGUUCGCCCCCCCUUCAUCUGAACUUUGCGCGCUGCGCCAUUAGUGCUCUUGCGUUUUGGACGGCAUGCCAUUUUGAGAAACGAGAAGCGGGGUUUCAAGGGUUACGUGCAAGUCUGGAAAUUGACCCUUCAAAAAUGAAUUUUAACUCCUCUCAUUAGUAGGUUUAUGAAAUAAUCGUGAUCUUUAAAACUAAUUUAUUUCAAAUGGAGUUGACAAGGAUUCUCACCAGGGAUCGAUCCUAGGCCCGUUUUUCUAUUAACAGGUAAAAACAAUUGCUUUCAACUCUUUGUAGUUUCCUCCUUUUAUAUUCUGCACCAUUGAAACAGACUAAGAAUUAGACACGUCCAUUUUAAAAAAAGAAAAGUAUGAAGCUUAAGAUUAGUCAUUCAGGGAUGCAUGUUUGUGAUGUUGAAAAGAUUUUUUUUUUUUUUUUUUUUUUUUUUUACUUUACUGUAACUAAACUUUUCUUUAACUCUAGCGCUUUCUUUUGCACUACACUUUCAGUCUGGCGCUCGCCAGAGCCUAAAUCUGGCAAUUAGACCUGAUUACCUCGACACUGCUUGCAUCACGCACUUACUGUUCUGUCUGGCGUACUACAUAAUGCUCAUUUUACAGUACUCUCUCAUAAAAGGAUUUCGACACCCGUGAAGGGACAAUGCCGAUUUAAGCCACACAGGACAGGAACGUGUUUCCGAUUCACAUCUUUCUACUAAAAUUAAUCGAGGGAGAAUGCACGCAGCCAACUUGUGGCUGAUCCUGGCUACUCCCUCGUCGCUGCUUAUAGUCAGUCGCUGACGUGUAUAUUUAUAAAAAGAAGAGCAUUUUUCGCAGAGGGUUGGUUUUGGGGAACAUAGGAUGGGGGGAAAUGUAGGUAGGGUUAUGACCAUGUAACCCUGUUAUAUUAUAAAUUAGCGUUCUUUCAGAGAGCCAAUUCUUGUCUCUGAAUCGUUUCUUUUCCUCAUGUAAAACUCAGGGCAACUGAGACAAAUAUAGCGAUCGUGUUUUUAGAGAAACAAUGCAUCUUACCUACUUGAACUGGAACCUGUGACGCAUUCUCAGUCAAUGAGUUGGGUCAGGGGCAGGGCUUUAUACCGGGCGUAGGUUGGGUCGAGCUGAGCCAUGGAUUGCAGACAUUGGUGGGAUGUUAUCGUUCGAAACACCUGGCCAGUUGGGAAUUUUCUGAGAUCUCUCUGAAAAUAGCACUUUGUUUAAAAAAUAAAAGCGAAUAUGUUUGGGUGUGUGUUUUAAAGUAGCUUUCGCAGUAGCAGAUAGCAUAAAGGAGGCUUGCAAGAUCAAAGGGGGUGCAUUUCAACGACCCCCGGCGUCCUGCGGCUUAGACCCAAACAUGCUCAUUUUGUUUUGGAAAAAAAAAAAAAAAAAGAAUUA
Messenger RNA from Labeo rohita (rohu), 3591 nucleotides. RefSeq names its product ligand dependent nuclear receptor corepressor (gene lcor). NCBI's taxonomy places the organism in Eukaryota, Metazoa, Chordata, Actinopteri, Cypriniformes, Cyprinidae. The transcript is spliced from 7 exons. Bases 8 to 1858 code for a protein of 616 amino acids. Gene Ontology annotation, cellular component: nucleus. Gene Ontology annotation, molecular function: DNA binding. Gene Ontology annotation, biological process: regulation of transcription by RNA polymerase II. The record is from RefSeq and is a predicted model, not a curated record.